Messenger RNA from Thrips palmi, 1585 nucleotides. RefSeq lists its product as uncharacterized. The record is from RefSeq and is a predicted model, not a curated record. The transcript is spliced from 2 exons. The coding region runs from base 261 to 1385 and encodes 374 amino acids. Lineage: Eukaryota; Metazoa; Arthropoda; Insecta; Thysanoptera; Thripidae.
CUUUUGUCACUUUCGCCUUCGUCCAGCAGACGAGACAGCAGACAAACAGACACAUUUUGAUGACCAGCGCAACAAGCUACGCCAUAGUUUCUUUGUUCUAUUUCUCAGCAAGAAAUACAUUUUCCUGCGUUGGAUCGUGCCCCUGUGUUGCUACCUGUUGCUGCUUGUACACUGCGAUUUGUGAUUUUGAUCUAUGUUCAAAGGGCUGAUUGCUGACUUUGACGCCCUGCCACUGUGACUUGUCGCUGCAGGUGGUCGCCAUGGACUCGCGCCGGGCGGUUCGAGAGUGGGACUCAUUCUUACGCCAGCGUGCAAAUGGCUAUCUGGAUUUCCAGGCGGCGAGGGACCUUUUGACGUACCGCUACGCUGAAGAUGAACUACCUAGGGAGAAACAAAACCGUGACGGAUCCUAUCGGGAAUGUGCAAGAUACGAAGCGGAGCGAGAAUUCUUUGACUGCUCUGCUGGAAGCCGCCGGGACGUGGAGAACCUGCUCGCCAGGAUUGUCGAUCAGCGCUACAGGGAAUACGACGAUGACUGUGACUAUGUGAGCUUGAAGGGAAUACCUGCCCGUCGGUUCAUCGCUGCUGAACGCCUGUUCCAGCGAAAGUUGAUGAUGCUCGCUGGAAAAUACCAUGUUUGCGUUGGACUAGAUGUGGGGAGCAGUAGAUCUUCUAGGAGGAGGUUCGGGCCGGUAGAGAGGUUCAGGGUUCACCACGCUUGUGAAGAAUGGCCCGAACAUGGCCGGGGUGGCUCGGGUCAGGGGCCUCUGAUCUCUUUUUCGCAGUAUGACUUUGAAUGCUCUCACCGUUCUGAAACCCCGAACUACGCGAGGCAAGUCGACGAAUACCGGGUGGGUGAUAAGUUUGCAUGGGACCUGGGUAAGUAUGCCGAUGACAGUGGACGGAAAGGCAUCGUCAGUCUGCUUGCUGACACCCUCCACCAUGACCUGCACGACAGACCGCACGAGCUCGCGAGAGUGUUCCGCGAGUUUUGCUCCAACCAUAGCGUGUCCAACAAAUGGGUCAGAAAAAUGGAAUGGGAGGACAAGAAGGAAUUCUUAAAUGCGUGCUUCCUUAUUUUGGAGUGUGAGCAGUCUCAGUGGCAGUCAGCCUUCUACAUGGCAGGUGAUCAGUGGAAGCUGGGGAUGAGUGUGUCAUUUGCACGGCUUGUCAAACUGUUAGAAGAUGACUACAUUAGUCUCAAUGACAUGUUCUUCAAAUAUGCUUUGUAUUCAAACCAGAAUUUACGGUAUAACUUUGAUAAAGUAAGAAAGACCUGUUCAGAUAUUGACCGCCUCUACCAGUCUUGCUACAGAGACCUGGACCUCGAAAACCCAGACGAGGCAUAUGACGACUUGACAUACCUUUAUGGCAAACGCAGAUAAUGGGACCUUCCGCACUGUGCGUGAAGUCCUUGAGUCCACACACAAAAUAAUUAUUUUUGUGUUCAGUACAUAAAUCAACUUUGAGGGUCGUUCUGGGCAAUUGAGGCGAAUUCACGGUCUCGGCGAUACAUUUCAAGAAUCUCUGAAGAAUGUCAACUAUUUUAACAGCAACUUUGUCGCAUUUUAAAUAAAAUAAAAGU